This is a messenger RNA of Cuscuta epithymum, 1905 nucleotides long. Lineage: Eukaryota; Viridiplantae; Streptophyta; Magnoliopsida; Solanales; Convolvulaceae. The record is from the annotation of a GenBank genome assembly.
UAGAGCCAUAGAGGAUUUGAUCCGUCCUAGUAUAGCCAUCAUGGAAUUUGUUGCCCGAGACCUGAUAACUUACUCGAUAUUUGCUGUAGCAAUUGGUUGUUUUUACAUAGUUUUCCACUAUGUCGGUCAACGGUCAAAUAACUCUGGGAAACAGAGGUCACCGCCGGAAGCCGGCGGAGGGAGGCCUGUUUUCGGCCACCUUCACCUCUUCAGAGGCGCCGUCCCUGCCCACGUGGCCCUCGGAGAAUUGGCCGACAAGUACGGACCGGCGUUCACUAUCCGGAUCGGCAUGAAGAAAGUGUUGGUCGUCAGCGACCGGGAAUGGGCCCAAGAAAUUUUCACUUCCCACGACCUCAGCGUUUCGGAGCGUCCGAGGUUUCGCGCCGCCAAACACUUGGGCUACGACUACAAGAUGUUCGGAUUCUCACCGUACGGUCCGUACUGGCGAGAUAUCCGGAAGCUCACUUCCACGCAGCUUCUCUCCCACCGGCGGCUCGACCAGCUGAAGCACGUCAGAGACUCCGAGAUCGAAACCGCCGUCAAAGAGCUUUAUGAUCUUUGGAGGGAAAAGAACCCCGCCGCAGGCGGCGGAGAUCGAGUCCCUGUUUUGGUGGAAAUGAAGAAGUGGUUCGGAGACGUAUCGAUGAACGUGUUCCUUCGGAUGAUCGCCGGGAAGCGGUGUUUUGGCCGGGCGGCGGAGAGGAGUGAUGAUGAUGACGGCCGGCGUUGCCAAAGGGUUUUGAGAGACUUUUUUCACUAUCUUGGCGUCGCUGUUCCGGCGGAUGCCCUGCCAAUAUUGGGAUGGUUAGAUCUCGGCGGGUAUGAGAAAGCCAUGAAAGGAGUGGCUAAAGAAAUGGACUUGAUCGUUGACCAAUGGUUACGGGAACAUCGCCGCCGGCUCAAAGAAGAAGGAACUGGCGGCGGCGGCGGUGAGAAAGAUUUAAUGGAUGUCAUGCUUCGUAGUGGUUACGAUUCUGACGAUACAGCCAUCAAAUCAACUUGCAUGGUGUUGCUUUCGGGAGGAGCGGAUACGACCAUGGUUAUGCUUACAUGGGCUAUGUCGUUAAUAAUGAACAACCCUCAUGUGUUAAAGACGGCACAAGAAGAGCUAGACAAGGUGGUGGGCAAGGAAAGAAGGGUUAACGAAUCAGACAUCAAUAGUUUGGUAUACCUCCAAGCCAUAGUCAAAGAAACUUUAAGAUUGUACCCCGGUGGGCCUCUAGGAGGGCCAAGGUUGUUUAGAGAGGAUUGUACCAUACAAGGUCUUCAUGUCCCAAAAGGCACUUGGCUUUAUAUAAAUGUUUGGAAGCUCCAACGGGACCCACAUGUUUGGUUUGAUCCUGAUGAGUUCAAACCAGAGAGGUUUGUUCUCAAUAAUAGUCACAAGUGGAACAACGAUUUCGAGUUGUUCGCGUUUGGUGCUGGUAGAAAAGUGUGUCCAGGCAUUACAGUUGGUCUGUUGAUGUUGCAUUUGGUGCUGGCUAAUUUGUUGCAUUUCUUUGAUCUCUCAACAGAUGCUCCAAUUGACAUGAGUGAGAGUUUUGGACUAACAAACCUUAAAGCUACCCCCCUUGAGAUUUUAAUUUCUCCCCGCCUCUCUUCUUCUUUGUAUUAGUCAUUCUUAUGACACCGUCCCCACCAGUAUCCAUAACUAAACCUGAAUAAAAAGUAUUUCUUUUUUAUUUGAAUAAUCAUGAAUAAUACUAUCAAGUCUUCUUGACCGAUGAUAUGUACUCUAGAUGUGAAGUUGUAACAAAAGGUGGGUUUGAAGUUUCCAUGAACAUGAAAAGAUUAAGACACUAAGAUGAAUGAAUUAUGAGGUAAAUAAAUAUAUUGAGAUGAAUAUUUUGUUUUGCUAAUUUCCAGUUAAAUGAAAUGCUAGUUGAUCACGAUGGUUACUAAAAC